Molecule: messenger RNA, 981 nt
Organism: Marasmius oreades (fairy-ring Marasmius)
Lineage: Eukaryota; Fungi; Basidiomycota; Agaricomycetes; Agaricales; Marasmiaceae
Exons: 2
Coding region: 261-878 (205 amino acids)
Source: RefSeq, a predicted model, not a curated record
GUCAGACGAAGGGUUUACGGGUAGUAUUGUGCCUCGAAUGAUACUACCGAUCGACUCGCCGUGCACCGCGGUGUGACAGUGUCCAUUGUCGAUGUCGAAGCUAUACUUGGAGUAUGUCACAUCCACCUAUGUACGCUGUCAAGUGCAUGCACUCUCAAGUGCCUCUCAGAGUAUAAAAGGGCUCUACUGUAGCUCCCAAAUCUCAUCACUCUCCUACACCAGCCUCACACAGCCAAACUUCCUCACUUCGACCACCUGCAAUGUCGCUCACUCUCAGAGUCAAUAUCGAUGAGGACCAAGUCAAAUUCCUGAAGGAACAGGGCUUCGACCUCUUCCUUGCGAAGCUGGUUAAGGAUCAAGCCAAAGCCAACGCGAUUUGGAAGAGUAAUUCAGCGUACGUUGCUUCCAACACGUUCCAAUGGCAUCCAGUCUACGCUAUCGCUGGGUCAGAAACUGUGAAGCCAGGCGCCCUCAUCUCAGCUUCCACGAAGGUGAAACCCAUCGGGUACGGCCAGUCGAUCGAGAUUGACAAGGACGGCAACAUCACCAACCCCACGAACCCGGUCAAUCCAGGCCAGCCGUUCAGGCUCGCCAAUAGGAGCCCCAAUACCAAUUUUGCCGCAGCCGUUUACGCAGUGGACCCAGCCGACCCAAAAGCUGAAUUUUCGAAUCCCUUCUUCAUCAGCAAAUCUCUUGGAAAAGACUUCACCGUCGAUAUCUUGCCGCUCGAGACCGUGGUGCUUUGGUUUGGACAGGCUCAGAAAACCAGCACGGUCAUUGCCGACUAUUCCGGCCCCAUUUUGACGGUUGUUUAUGGCGAAGGAGACAGUACACACACCGCUAAGUGGACGAAAGGUGGUUGGGAGCUUGUUGUUUGAUCGCGCAGAGUCUGUACUUAGUCCUGUAUAGCCAUGUGAUAGCUUUCGUCGCGUCUUGACUCCGAAUCAGCCUUGAAUACUUCUAUAAACACUACAUCAACGC